GUUAGUUGAGACUUGAGAGAGAAAACAAUUAAGCCGAAAGAUGAGGCAGCAGUCGUUGAUCUUCAGCUUCGUGGCGAGAGACACGGUGAUCCUCGCCGACUACACUGAUUUCUCCGGCAACUUCACCGGCAUAGCUUCACAAUGCCUGCAGAAACUUCCGGCGGCGAGCAAUAGCAAUAAUAAGUUCACCUACAACUGCGACGGCUAUACCUUCAACUACCUCGUCGGAGAUGGUUUCACAUAUUGUGUUGUUGCUGUAGAAUCUAUUGGCAUACAUAUUCCAAUUGCUUUUCUUGAGCGCAUUAAGGAAGAGUUUACCAAGAAAUAUGGUGGAGGAAAAGCUUCUACUGCUAUUGCUCAUAGCUUAAACAAAGAAUUUGGGCCCAAGCUCAAGGAACAAAUGCAGUAUUGUUUGGAUCAUUCAGUAGAUAUUCCAAUGCUUGCAAAGGUGACGGCUCAGGUCUCAGAGCUCGAAGGGGUGAUAAAGGGAAAAAUAAUUGAGGUUCUUGAUCGUGAAGAAAAGCUCGAAAUUCUGUUGGACAAAACUGAGAAUCUUCGAUCACAGGCACAGGAGUUCAAGGCACUGGGUACUAAGUCCAGGAAGAAAAUGCGGCUACAGAAAACGAAAAUAAAGCUAAUUUGUAGCUGUUUCAUACUGCGACGGAGCGAGGAUUAAAUUCAAUGAUGUUAGAGCUUUAGCAUUUGAGAUUGAUGAUGUUGAGUUCUUUUUUAUAAAGUGAUCUGCGAAUUGUGUUGCUUACACUGUUGCUUGGGAGACUUUUUCUGAGUCAAAUUGCUGGGAAUGGCUUGACAUUCCUCCAUCUUUUUUUAUUGACAUUCUUAGUCGUGAUUUAAUGCAUUAGUCUUUUAUUCUAAAAAAAUAAAAAAUCCACUAGAGGCCACUGCAUGCCCUCA
Messenger RNA from Ipomoea triloba (trilobed morning glory), 915 nucleotides. Its product is annotated as vesicle-associated membrane protein 721-like. The coding region runs from base 41 to 676 and encodes 211 amino acids. Gene Ontology annotation, biological process: vesicle-mediated transport. The transcript is spliced from 5 exons. NCBI's taxonomy places the organism in Eukaryota, Viridiplantae, Streptophyta, Magnoliopsida, Solanales, Convolvulaceae. The record is from RefSeq and is a predicted model, not a curated record. Gene Ontology annotation, cellular component: membrane.